CACCGGCGAAGUGAGACACCGAUGCAAGCUUCCUGUCGUUCAAGAGGAAACCCACACCUGUGCACUGUUGAGGUAAUAGGGCGAGGAGGGUUGACCAUCUGGUCAUGGAUUGGUGUCACGCCGCGCCGCGACGAACAGAAUUCUGAGCUCGAAAUCCCUUUAGCAAUGCUUCGACUGCCCAGACUGAGCCUCUUUGGCCGUUCUCUGUUGCUGAUCAUUGUGGAAGUGCUUGCAAAUGCAGGGUGUUGGGCUGCUGCUACUGCUCUGUUCGCAACAAGGCAAGAAACACGCUCGAUCCUUGGGCUUGCGCUUCUAGCUUGGACAUUAGGAUUGCGCCACGGUCUGGACGCAGACCACAUCAGGUCGAAAAACACUACCUCCUCUGUUGUUUUUGAUGACACUCACAACUUCCCCGAAGCGCGAUUGAUAAUGCUACUCGCGGUUUAUUGGGCAUGGGUCAACUUCCGGUCACUUGCGGCCUGUUCUUUUCCUUGGGGCAUAGCACGAUAGUUAUCGUCGUUAACGUGGCUAUCGCGAUAUCGACUCACAUUGCAGACAAGCUUGACAACAUAGGAGAGGUUGGGGGAAUAAUUGGCGCGUCUAUCAGUGGUUCUUUUCUGUUCAUCGUAGCAGUCACCAACUCUGUCAUUCUAUGGAAAGUUUUGAAGCGGCGCCAGGCCCUGAAACAACGAACUGCCCAAGAGGAGGAUUUGGAACAUUUCAAUGAUGCCUACGAUCCUAAAAAAGACCAUAUGUUGAUGAUGAGGAUCAUCGGACCCAUCAUCACAUUCGUGAACAAGCCCUGGAAGAUGUAUCCUGUCGGCGUACUAUUCGGUUUCGGCUUUGACACUGCAUCAUCGAUUGCAUUGUUGGCGGUAUCAGCGCUCGCGAAGAAAGAUUCUCAUGGAAAUUCUAUACCCUCCCAUUACAUUGCAAUUUUGCCCUUUCUCUUCACGGCGGGCAUGACGCUCGUAGACUCGUUGGAUUCCAUCAUGAUGCUCUACUCUUACGCAGGAUUGCCGGACGACCGCUCAUUCAAAAUAUUCGAGCACUCUGAAAAGAAGUGUGCUGUUCCCGAUACGCCAGAGACCCGCUUGACGGCAGUCCCAGUUACGAGCGCAGCAUUCCUACCUCCCGAUGAAAGAAAAGAUGCGGCGAAACGGAACAAAAGGGUGAAGAUGAACAUGAUGUCGGGGUUAAGCGUUAUCUUGACGCUGAUGAGUAUUUUGGUCGCGUUCAGCAUCUCGUUGAUCACGAUUAUGGGUCUGAUCGGAGAGAAGUGUAGUCAGUGUCGUAAAGUUGCAAAAGCUGAAGAUGGUGGUGGAUUGGCGGGACGUUGGUGGAGGGCAUGGGCUGAGGCAAACGACAAUUCAGGGUAUAUCGGCGUAGGAAUUGUAGGUGUAUUCGCGGUAGUCGUUGCCACCUGGUAUGGGGGACGAUGGCUCAUUCGCCGUCAAGGAAUAUGAGUUUCAUCUCCGAGGGUAUAAAAAACGGUUGCACUAGCAACCUGGAACGAAGAAGACUUGGAUCUACGAGAUUACAGCUCGCAGUGAACCUCCUCAAUGUCGAUUCAUUAAUCGAACAUUGUCUUUCCUUCUGGCGGUUGAAAUCAAGGCGUAUCCAUUUCUCUUUGAUGACGAUUACGGUUGAUUAGAAUCACGGUCGGAGUUGGGGUUCAAACGUUCAAGGGCGCCCUGAUUAAUCUAUCUUGAACAAACUCCCGUUUUUUUGUUGCUGACAAACUGUCCAUCAUGCAUCAUGAUGAUCAAGGUGUCUUUUUUUGAUGAUCAAUCCAGUGUCCCUAUCCUAAUCCCGCUCAAAGUUAUUCUGAAGCUUGAGCUAUAUAUUUUGUUGACCAUCGUAUUGCGAGCUCUUUUAAUCCCCCACGCCCAACAAGACGCGAGUCGCCAGCCAGUAAUUCCUCCGCUUCCUGCUUGUCCCUGCAGGUGGAAUGGAAAGCUACCAAAACUGGCUUAAAGAGAACGAUGCCAGGCUUGCCAAU
This is a messenger RNA of Marasmius oreades (fairy-ring Marasmius), 2002 nucleotides long. RefSeq lists its product as uncharacterized. Gene Ontology annotation, molecular function: nickel cation transmembrane transporter activity. Lineage: Eukaryota; Fungi; Basidiomycota; Agaricomycetes; Agaricales; Marasmiaceae. Gene Ontology annotation, cellular component: plasma membrane. The coding region runs from base 453 to 1466 and encodes 337 amino acids. The record is from RefSeq and is a predicted model, not a curated record. The transcript has 11 exons. Gene Ontology annotation, biological process: nickel cation transmembrane transport.